UUCCUUUGUUGCUUUUAUCGCUCCUCUAAACCUCACAACGACGUCGCAGCUUCUGGGUUAGCAAUGAUGCUGGCUACUGCGAGCCAUUCUGACUGUUGUCAUUUCUUAAAGGAAAAGCCGAGUGCAUAAUCUGACUCGUGGUUUGAUGAGGAUUACACGAAUUUACGUGGAAAGUUAACUUGUUUUUGACUAGUUUGCUAAAAAUCUGGUUAGAAACCAUCACGACCUCUUCUCAUGUGAUCAGCGCGAGGGAUGUUGCUGGAGGUCAUUAUGGGACCAGCUGAGCCAUGGCCAACAUUCAGAUCCGAAAGUACCGGCAUGAGGACUCUGAAACCGUAAAGGAGCUCUUCACCUCAGGGAUGAAUGAGCACUUGCCUUCGUCCUUCGUGCACGUCCUGAAACAGCCGCUGACCCAGAUGUUCCUCAUGGUCACGUUCUGCGCCCUCAUUACCAGCUCCCAGUCCUUCCUGCUGCCAGUCCUGGCCGUCACCCUCCUCCUGGCCGGAGUCCGGCAGAUGAUCGUCUACAUGUUCAACCAAUACAUAGACGCGUCUUUGAAGAAUGACCUCAACGACAUCAGCGAGACCUACCUGCGGAAGAAUAAUUCGUGCUUCUGGGUGGCUGAAAGCGACGGUCAGGUGGUCGGGAUGGUGGCGUGUCUCCCCUCCGAGAAUAUGCCCGAGUUUUUGGAGCUGAAGUGCAUGUCGGUGCGGCGCAGUCACCGAGGGAAGGGAAUCGCUAAGAGUCUGUGUCGGACAGUGGCAGAUUUCACUAGGGAGAGAGGUUUCCCUGCCGUCAUCCUUUACACGUCUAUGGUCGCUACCGACGCUCAAAAACUGUAUGAACACAUGGGUUAUAAGAAGAUGAGGCAGUUUCCUAUACCAGAGUUUUUUGCGAAAAUCAUCAACUUCACUCUGAUUGAGUACAGACUUGAUUUAGAGGAAGAGAAAUAAAGCUAGUGAAACUGACAAACUCUUUAAAGCGUCUUUGUACUUAGUUUAUUUCAUCUUUUUUUGUGGCAAGUUUUUCCGCGGUUACUAUCUAAACAACGUCCAUUACGCAGCAUGUUUUCCCCUACCGUUGUUGAGUUCUUUAUCUAUGUAUUUAAAAAUGUCGGUAAACAAUAAUCACGUAAGGAAGCCAUUUUUCUCUUUUUCUGGUGAUUUACUCUGUGGUGCUGCCAUAUAUGGGUGUGGUGGCUUCUGGUUGUUGAUGCGAGUGUGUGCAGGUGCCUGGGGAGGAUCUGGACCGUGUGUGGGGUGAGCAGUUUUUCAUUGAAAAUAAUGUACAAAUAUUCUGCAUGGUCAUCACUUUAACUUGUCACCAAGUUCUGCAGGAACCUGCAAAUAAACUGACUUAAAUCAAAUAAGGAAAACCA
This is a messenger RNA of Xiphophorus hellerii (green swordtail), 1378 nucleotides long. RefSeq names its product probable N-acetyltransferase camello. Lineage: Eukaryota; Metazoa; Chordata; Actinopteri; Cyprinodontiformes; Poeciliidae. The transcript is spliced from 2 exons. Bases 288 to 953 code for a protein of 221 amino acids. Gene Ontology annotation, molecular function: N-acetyltransferase activity. The record is from RefSeq and is a predicted model, not a curated record.